AUGUCACCCCGCCAGAAGUCUCCCUCCAGCCUCUCCGACGACACGAUGGAUCCUCAAUCGGGUGCCCUUCACUCUCCAGAUGAGUCUCGCCAGACUCGUAGAGCUACCAGAGCUCAGCACACACACGCCGACGACGUCGAUCAACAAAGCCAGCCCAACGACGCGGACGCAGACGCAGACGGUGACGGCGAUGGCGACGACGAAGUCACUCGCUGCAUCUGCGGUCUUCAAGAUUACCCAGGUCCGCCUCUGACCGACGAUUUUCCUACCAUAACAGAUCCUUCUCAGGCUGAAGACGCCGGUGGCCUGUUCAUCCAGUGCGACAAGUGCCACGUCUGGCAGCACGGAGGGUGUGUCGGCAUCAUGGACGAGAGCAAGAGUCCCGACAACUACUUUUGCGAGCUCUGCGACAAGAAGCUACACAAUGUCUUGACCGACCCAAAAGGACAACGAUACUCGCGCUACCUACCCGUCAUGAAGCCUGAACCAAAGACUGCUCGUAAAGCCUCUCUCACAAAAGAAACAGAAUCGGCAAAGGCACGAAGAGAGCAGCGAGAAAGUCAAAACAGGGCCAGUGUUGAAUCGUCAACAGGAAAGAGGAGGUCCACCAUGAACAGCCGCCAGGCCUACGAUGAUGAAGAGACGCUACGACGAGUCAUCGAAGAGACCAAGAGUGUUGGCGAAUUGACUCCAGCAGUGCGCAAAGGCAAACGUGGACGAGACGACAGCGAGGACUCCAGGCACGAAAUCAAGCGCCAAAGAACAGGCUCCGAAUCGCCCAACCCGCCGUCAACGCUAAACACGGCUUCGCUCGACGCAGAUUCAGACGACGACGGCACACAGCCCAAAAACAAGAGAGUGCGGAAUGCUGCUGCCGAGGCUUUGAGACAGAGAGAGGCCAGAGAGCGUGAGCGCACGCGGGACGAAAAGCGCAAGGAAGCGGCAGGAAGACGUAGCGAAAGAGCCGGUCGAAGGAGAGUGGAUGGUACGCUGGAACCCGGCACACAAACAUCAUCAGGCGAGCUGACCACCUACGCAGAGUCAGACCCGCUCGACGACACACCGAGACCAAUGGGCACCCCGAUCCUGCCCAAUUCACAGCCUCCCAGCCCACCUGCUUCAGCGCCGCCGCUAGCUCCUGGAAGCUCGCACAAGAAGGGCACUGUCAAGAAGCAAAAGCGACUGGGUCGUAAUCAAUACUCGGCAGCGAAGGCCUCCACCAACACAUCCGACGCCAACGCUACAGCAGCGAAUCCCAACGGCAGCAGCGGCGACGACCCCAUCACCAACAGCACAUCCGACUCCAAAAACAGUCCCAGCAGCAACAACGAGACACCCGCCGCCAUCAUCUCUGCCCCUCCCGCAAAAUCAAAACCCGGAAAAUGGGCUGGCCGUGCCAAAAACCCACGACAAGCCGCUAUCCAAGAAGCAGAGAUGGUUACCAAAGACAACCGCGACAACAAGAGUCAAAUGACCAUAACCGACAUGAAGAAACGGACAGGAAUGAUGAUGGACUACAUAGCAAAAGCACAAGUCGACAUGGCUGGAGAUGGCUCAUCACUGAAUGCACAACUGCAGGCUCAACAAUCUGCAGACUUCAAAGAACUCAGUAGUAGGGAAAUGAUGGAUGUCUUGACCAGGCACAUCAUGAUCUGGCAGAAAGAGUAUGCAGGCGAAGCUCCUACUGCUGCUGCAGCAUCUCUUGUUGCAUGA
Molecule: messenger RNA, 1713 nt
Organism: Aureobasidium subglaciale EXF-2481
Lineage: Eukaryota; Fungi; Ascomycota; Dothideomycetes; Dothideales; Saccotheciaceae
Exons: 3
Coding region: 1-1713 (570 amino acids)
Biological process (GO): negative regulation of silent mating-type cassette heterochromatin formation; negative regulation of rDNA heterochromatin formation
Cellular component (GO): Rpd3L-Expanded complex; Rpd3L complex
Source: RefSeq, a predicted model, not a curated record